Molecule: messenger RNA, 2065 nt
Organism: Cynoglossus semilaevis (tongue sole)
Lineage: Eukaryota; Metazoa; Chordata; Actinopteri; Pleuronectiformes; Cynoglossidae
Gene: cbln12
Product: cerebellin 12
Exons: 4
Coding region: 956-1555 (199 amino acids)
Biological process (GO): maintenance of synapse structure
Cellular component (GO): glutamatergic synapse; synaptic cleft
Molecular function (GO): protein binding
Source: RefSeq, a predicted model, not a curated record
UCGUAUAAAUGAAAUACAUUUUUGGGUAACCUAAAAAAAAAUUUUGAAUUAUCCAUUCAGAAGUCUCUAACUUCAGGUGAUGCCAUGUUCUUCUUUUGGUUCUUUCCUACCUUUUUUGUGUGUGUUUAACCAGGCUGCUGAAAAAUGUACAACCCAUCCUUUUGUCGGCCCCUGGGUUCAAUUACAGCUUCUACAGAAAGACUUUUAGUGUCUUCAUUCAGGCAAAGGUUCACCAGCAACGUUGGUCCACAGAUUCUUCAUCCUCCUCCGGUUCUUUUACUUUAGUUCACUGAAAGGGUGAGUGGGUGGAUGGAGCGCACAGAGAGAGGAAGAAACAGACGGAAAGGUGUGUGGGGGGAUGAGAAAGGAGAGAGAGAGAGGGAGAUUAGAGCUACUCUGUUGGACUCAGAAGAACUGCUGUACUGUGGAGUAAUGUGAUGGAGGAGCAAAAGCGCAGGCUGCUAUUCAUGUGGUAGAAGAUAAAAAAAAACAACUCUUCCAGAUGGAAACAGGUGACUGUUUAUUCAGUUUGUUACCACACAUGAUUGAACUGCAAACAGUUUCUUUUGCUUCAUCAUUGACGACACUUGAAGACUGACUGAGGCUGGACCAUCGCCGUACCAUCUGAGCUAAACUUAUUGAAAACAAAAUACUUUUUAUAACGGUCUUAAAGUCGCAUUAGAUCCCGAAAGACAAAUUUAGCAUCUACUGAGGCUAAGAAAAAAGAAGAAAGGCACAAGAAGAUAAGUUUAAUCUAAAUUAUUUUGUUUUAUGGUGAUGACACCAGCAAAUACAGCAGCUGUAGUCAGACCACAGUAGCUUUUCUUUAGGAAAAUCUUGAAUCAUUUCCAAACAUCCAGGGUAAUAUGUUUAAAUAUACUUCAACUUGUACAGAGUGAGACCAGUUUAAGGCACCAAAGUCAGAAAUAUUCAACUCAACCGCUGCAGAUUAGCCAUGCACUCCAGGUUAGGCCACUUCGACCUCCCAGCACUCCUGGCUUUGCUCCUCUUGUGGGGACUUCCAAGAUCAAGGGGCCAGAACGACACGGAGCCCAUCGUCCUGGAGGGGAAAUGCCUGGUUGUAUGUGAUUCCACACCUUCAUCAGAGCCGGCUGGGAACGCUCUGGGCAUGUCGGUCCGCUCCGGAUCUGGACGGGUGGCCUUCUCUGUCAGUCGCCAGACGAAUCACGAGCCCACAGACAUGAGCAACCGCACCAUGAUCAUCUACUUUGAUAAUAUCUUGGUGAACGUCGGCUCUCAUUUUGAAUCAGAGAGCAGCGUCUUUCUGGCUCCGAGGCGAGGGGUUUACAGCUUCAACUUCCAUGUGGUGAAGGCCUACAACAGGCAAACCAUCCAGGUCAGCCUGAUGGUCAACGGUUGGCCCAUGAUUUCAGCUUUCGCCGGGGACCAGGAUGUGACCAGAGAAGCUGCUACCAAUGCUGGGCUGGUGAUCAUGGAGAAGGGGGAUAAGGCCUACCUCAGACUGGAGAGGGGGAACCUGAUGGGAGGCUGGAAAUACUCCACCUUCUCUGGGUUCCUGGUCUUCCCGUUGUGAGGCCUGUACAUGGAGAGAUGUGAAGGUGACAGCCGGAGAAAAGAAACGGGAGGAUAGAUAAAAUUUAAAAAAUAAUAAAGAGAUUUAGGCUGUAACUUUAAUAUAAAGUGCAUGAAAAGCAACACAUUUUAUGCAAAAUGCAGAUAUGAUUGUGCAAAUUCUAUUUAUUUUCUAAUUAUAUAAAGAACCAGGAAACGUGUGUCUGUGAGUUGAGUUUGCUCUGUUUCUGUGCGUAAAUAUUUGAUGGGCUUUUUUUUCACAGUAUCAAAAAUAUCAAGUGACCAUGUGCGACGUGGGCUUCUGUGCUAAAACUAGGUGCGAGUGCCUCUUUGCUUCGUCUGUGUUCCACAUGGCAUCCUGUGUAGCGUAAAACUUGCUAAAAUUAGCCCUUUCUUCUGCGUGUCUUGUGUGUUUGGAUGCUCCUGUGCAGUACACGUCCGUCCAAAAAUGUCUAUUUAAACUGAAAUUUCUAUUAGGGAGAACAUUUUAAAUAAAGAACUGUAAAAUCUC